CCGUGCCGUGCCGUGCCCGGAGCCCCCCCGGAUUUAUUUAUCUCUGCCCCCUGGCCGUGCACACGAUGAAGCGACCUUGCGAGGAAACUACCUCAGACAGCGAUAUGGACGAGACUAUAGACGUGGGGAGCGAGAACAACUACUCGGGGCAAAGUAAUAGUUCUGUCAUUCGAUCAAAUUCCCCAACAACAACAUCUCAGAUCAUGGCCAGAAAGAAAAGAAGAGGGAUUAUAGAGAAAAGGCGCCGUGAUCGUAUAAAUAACAGUUUAUCAGAGCUGAGGCGGCUUGUGCCAACUGCUUUUGAAAAACAAGGAUCUGCCAAAUUAGAAAAGGCGGAAAUACUGCAAAUGACAGUGGAUCAUCUGAAGAUGCUGCAGGCAACAGGAGGGAAAGGUUAUUUUGACGCUCAUUCCCUGGCCAUGGAUUUCAUGAGCAUCGGCUUCCGGGAGUGCUUGACAGAAGUCGCGAGGUACCUGACUUCGGUGGAAGGUCUCGACACAUCCGACCCUCUGCGCGUCAGACUCGUGUCUCACCUGAGCACCUGUGCCUCUCAGCGGGAAGCUGCUGCCAUGACCUCCUCCAUGGCCCACCACCACCACCCCUUGCACCCUCACCACUGGGCAGCCGCCUUCCACCACCUGCCGGCCGCUCUGCUGCAGCCCAAUGGACUCCACGCCUCCGACGCCGCCCCGUGCAGACUCUCCUCGGACGUGCCCCCGCACGGCUCCGCCCUGCUCACCGCCACCUUCGCCCACGCCGAUGCCGCCCUCCGAGUCCCCUCCGCCGGCACCAUCGCUCCCUGUGUCCCUCCCCUGUCCACCUCCCUGCUGUCCCUGUCGGCCACCGUUCACGCCGCGGCGGCAGCAGCCACCGCUGCAGCCCAGAGCUUCCCCCUGUCCUUCACGGGCACCUUCCCCAUGCUCCCCCCUAGCGCGGCCGCCGCCGCCGUGGCUGCGGCCACCGCCAUCACCCCUCCGCUGGCCGUGUCAGCCGCUGCCAGCCCGCAGCAGGCCGGCACCGGGGGCGGCACGAAACCCUACCGGCCCUGGGGGACUGAAGUUGGAGCCUUUUAAGCCUCCCCCCACAUACCACACCUCGUCCCACUCCAGCCCCCUCCUGUCCCU
Sturnus vulgaris (Common starling) is the source of this 1124-nucleotide messenger RNA. RefSeq names its product hes related family bHLH transcription factor with YRPW motif 2 (gene HEY2). The record is from RefSeq and is a predicted model, not a curated record. NCBI's taxonomy places the organism in Eukaryota, Metazoa, Chordata, Aves, Passeriformes, Sturnidae. Gene Ontology annotation, molecular function: DNA binding; protein dimerization activity. Gene Ontology annotation, biological process: regulation of DNA-templated transcription.